Messenger RNA from Penicillium angulare, 2016 nucleotides. RefSeq names its product glutamate--cysteine ligase. Gene Ontology annotation, molecular function: glutamate-cysteine ligase activity. NCBI's taxonomy places the organism in Eukaryota, Fungi, Ascomycota, Eurotiomycetes, Eurotiales, Aspergillaceae. The coding region runs from base 1 to 2016 and encodes 671 amino acids. Gene Ontology annotation, biological process: glutathione biosynthetic process. The transcript is spliced from 7 exons. Gene Ontology annotation, cellular component: glutamate-cysteine ligase complex. The record is from RefSeq and is a predicted model, not a curated record.
AUGGGUCUCCUUGCUCUCGGAACUGCACUAGAAUGGCCCGAGGCCAAGAAGAAGGCGCAUAAGGUGCGCGAGUGGGGAAUUGAGCAACUCUUAGCGAACUGGCGGCGAGCAAAGGGCAAGGAACGUGAUGCACUUCUUUGGGGCGACGAAGUCGAAUACCUAGUGGUGGCUCUCGAUGAUGAGGCCAAGAAGGCUCGGUUAUCUUUGGCGCAAGCCGAUAUUCUGAAAUCGCUUGCUAGGGACGAGGCUCUGUGGAAAUCCGGUUCUGGCAGCAACGACAGCAAUGGCGAGCAUGACGACGAGGACCCACCGCAUUUCCACCCCGAGUUCGGGCGAUUUAUGCUGGAAGCUACACCGGGAAGCCCGUGGGGCAUUGGAUUUAAAGAUCUACUAAAAGUGGAAUCUAAUAUGAAAUGGCGACGAGAGGUUGCUAAGGCACACAUGGCACCUAAUGAAUCUCCCAUUACUCUCACGACAUUCCCUCGAUUGGGAACAAAGGAUGACUACAUUCAGCCUUAUUACCCUCCUUCCGGUCCGGCAUUGCGCUCGCAAUUUGUUCCAGAUGAAAUUGCCAACCCACACAUUCGAUUCCCGACCCUAGCCGCCAAUAUUCGCUCACGUCGAGGCCGCAAGGUUGAAUUGAAUGUGCCAGUCUUCAAAGAUAAGAAUACGCCUUCGCCUUUCAAAGACCCCACAGUCAAUUAUGAUCUGCAUCUCUGGCCGGAAGAUGACGAUGUUCGCAACGGCGCUGCCAAGGAUGACCAUGUCUAUAUGGAUGCCAUGGCUUUUGGAAUGGGUAGCUGUUGCUUGCAGAUUACCUUCCAGGCAAAGAAUAUGACCGAAGGAAGGAAAUUAUAUGAUCAGCUUAGUCCAUUGGGGCCGAUUCUUCUGGCUCUCACGGCUGCAACACCGAUUUAUAAGGGUUUCUUAGUCGACACGGAUGUUCGAUGGAAUCAAAUCGGUGGAGCAGUGGAUGAUAGAACGCCCGAAGAGCUUGGUGAAGCUCCUCUUGAAAAUGAUCGAUGGAGAAUUCCAAAGUCCCGCUAUGCUUCUAAUUCGACAUAUCUUUCACAAGAUCCUAGACUUCGAAAAGAAUAUUUCGAUCCUGAUUUGGUUGUUGAUCAUGACAUUAAGAAGCGAUUGAUGGAUGGCGGCAUGGAUGAUUUGCUAGCCACUCACUUUGCGCACCUUUUUAUUCGCGAUCCGUUAGUGAUCUUCUCUGAAGAUCUGGAGGAACUUGACCUGAACAAGGGCGAUCAUUUUGAGAAUCUCCAGUCUACUAAUUGGCAACAUAUGCGCUUCAAGCCUCCUCCGUCCGAUAAAGACGACAUUGGCUGGCGAGUGGAGUUCCGCUCCAUGGAGAUUCAAAUUACAGAUUUUGAGAACGCAGCUUUCAGCAUCUUCAUUGUCCUCAUCACCCGAGCGAUUUUGAGCUUCGACCUUAACUUUUACAUUCCCAUUCAACGCACCACCGAGAACAUGGAGACUGCUCAUGCUCGCAAUGCUGUACUUGAUGAAAAGUUCUACUUCCGCAAAGACCCUUUCUCUCAGCGGGUGCCAAAGGGCUCUGCACAACAGUCGCCUGAUGGUAGCACAUUCUCCUCCGCAAAUUCUUCAGCGGUCAACUCACCACCUUCAUCUCCCUCUCUCAGCCCCGUUGAAAGUGAAUACGAGCUGAUGACAAUCUCCGACAUUAUUAACGGCUGCUCUGAUGGGACAUUCCCCGGUCUCAUUCCCUUGGUAGAAUCAUAUUUGAACAGCGUCAAUGUGGAUGUCGAAACACGAUGCUUCCUUGCUACCUACCUAGAUCUCAUCCGCAAACGAGCUGAUGGCACUCUCUGGACUGGAGCUCGCUGGAUUCGCGAGUUCGUAGCCAAGCACCCAAGCUACAAUCAUGACAGUGUUGUGUCUGAAGAGAUUUGCUACGAUCUUGUCAAGGCAGUUGAGGAGGUGACUGAAAAGGAAGGUCGAAAUGGUGCUCUUGGAUGGGAGCUUCUGCGAGGGAAAAAGAAUUAA